Homalodisca vitripennis (glassy-winged sharpshooter) is the source of this 707-nucleotide messenger RNA. Its product is annotated as histone H2A-like. The record is from RefSeq and is a predicted model, not a curated record. Gene Ontology annotation, molecular function: protein heterodimerization activity; DNA binding; structural constituent of chromatin. NCBI's taxonomy places the organism in Eukaryota, Metazoa, Arthropoda, Insecta, Hemiptera, Cicadellidae. Bases 1 to 621 code for a protein of 206 amino acids. Gene Ontology annotation, cellular component: nucleosome. The transcript is spliced from 2 exons.
AUGAUGUUGCUGGGUCGAGCAGCGGUUGUAUGGCCUUGUAAAAGGCCUUUUGGGCAGACAGCGCUGGGGCCCGUUUGGCAGGCCGCGCGGGACCCCAGUAGUGUCGCCAGCGGCUCCGGUAAACCGGUUCCGCCAACUGGGACCGCCGGGGCAGAUCCCUCUUCUUCCAUCUUGAUCCGUGGUCGACUCGUCUCGCUGGAAGGCCACGGCUUCUAUCUGUAUCCCCGCAACCGAGUACAGCGCAACAUUUCAGGACGAGGCAAAGGCGGUAAAGUGAAGGGAAAGGCAAAGUCCCGCUCGUCCAGGGCCGGUCUUCAGUUCCCGGUCGGCAGGAUCCACCGUCUGCUCCGCAAGGGCAACUACGCCGAGCGAGUGGGUGCCGGAGCUCCGGUCUACCUGGCCGCCGUCAUGGAGUAUCUAGCCGCCGAGGUUCUCGAGUUGGCCGGUAACGCGGCCCGUGACAACAAGAAGACCAGGAUCAUUCCCCGUCACCUUCAGCUGGCCAUCAGGAAUGACGAAGAGCUGAACAAGCUCCUGUCCGGUGUCACCAUCGCCCAGGGAGGUGUACUGCCCAACAUCCAGGCCGUGCUCCUGCCCAAGAAGACCGAGAAGAAGGCCUAAGUCGCCCGCCAACGCGCGACACAAAGCCGCCCGGCUCCACAAACGGCCUUUUUAAAGGCCACCACAAUAUCACUCGUUUUCACAGU